This is a messenger RNA of Pararge aegeria (speckled wood butterfly), 5258 nucleotides long. RefSeq lists its product as uncharacterized. The transcript is spliced from 10 exons. The coding region runs from base 511 to 4509 and encodes 1332 amino acids. The record is from RefSeq and is a predicted model, not a curated record. Gene Ontology annotation, cellular component: SCF ubiquitin ligase complex. Lineage: Eukaryota; Metazoa; Arthropoda; Insecta; Lepidoptera; Nymphalidae. Gene Ontology annotation, molecular function: protein binding.
AAUACAUAGAACACUUUGCUACCAAACCUUUCGUGACAAUGUCUGCAUCUGUUGACUAAAAUUUGAAACCUAAUAAGCUUUUAACAAGGUCAACAGUUUUCAUCUACUCGUAGUCGACAAAAAUAAUUAAGAAUCGGUACAUACAAUCACAAUUAGUGCAAUCAGCCUGUCUUAAAUAAAGAUAAAGUGUUAGUGUCCGCGAAAAUGAUGUGUACUUUGUUUUUCGCAAUCACAACGUUACAUGAACAUGGAUGACCUAAAAUGCGAAUACGUAAAGAAAAAAAGAUGCUUUGGAUUGUCCCAGAAAGUGCGAGUUAAAAAACACAAUAAUGAUAGGUACUUCGAAUGUAGAUAAUCAAACGUAAUCGUAGUUUCAUUGAGUGAUCAGUGAGUGUCUCAGCAUCAAAAGUGAAAAUGUGAUGUGUCAAACUGAUUGUUUACUUCACGACGGACAGGUGACGGUGAGCGGUUUGUAGAAGUGGUACGCGAGGGCGGCGGGAGGCGGGCGGUAUGUCGGACCGUUCGAGUCCCGUAAACGACGGCUACGAGGCAUCCGAGCCCGCCAUGAGACUCUCGGUGCGCAAGGACCUGUUCCCUGAUGCCCGGCUGUCACAAUUAGCUACUGACUCGGACUCUGAGGACGAACUCGUGUCCUGUGUCAAGCUGGAGACAGACUUUGAGCAGAGCAUUGAUGCCAUCGCUAGCCAGAGGAUGCAGGUUAACGGAGCGCUGCCGUCCCCGACACGUCCUCGCCACAGAAAGCACAAGCAGCACUCCAGGCGCGACACAAACCACUCUACUCUCAAUGGGUGUCUUCCUAAAGAGAGGAAGAGGAAAAAACGUUCUCGUGACUCCCAUAAAAGGACGCAUACAUCAAAAAGUGUAGUGUCACAAGUGAAAGGUGGUAAAAACUUAAAUUUAGUUAGUAGUAGUGAGUGCCACGAAGAGGAGGAGGUUGAGGAGGCAGAAGAGGAAAGUGAAAGUUCAGACGAUGAAGUGCUAGGGCGUAGUGUAAAGUUACCGUUAAUUAAUGUGCAGAGAGCUAGUGGCAAACCUUACAGUCAUAGACUUAGUCAAUUAUCAACAAAAAAGAGUAAAUCAAAGGAACAAAGGACUCAUAUAGUCAUACCAUGUAGUGGUAAGCCCCGUUCGAUGUUGGACCUCUGUAGUUCUCGUAGCAAAAAGAAAUCUAAGAAAUCAGAUUGUAGUACACCAACGUAUCGAAGUCAGAUAGUGGACACAAAUACGAAAAUCAAAAUUAAGAUAAGAAGAACAAGUUUUCAGGAAGUGGUUGCCCCAACACCAACAUCGAUAGCUGAGCUUGGUCAAAGGAAAUCUAAAAAGAAGCGAGCAGCAUCACCGGUUGCUAGUGCAAGCUCUGGAGAGGAGUAUGAUCCUUCUAGGGGAGAUGCAGUCAUGAGCGUUGCUGCUCCUAAACCUCGUGCGACUCGCUCUAAAACUAAGAAAUCUAAUAAUAAUAACUCCAAAACUAAAGAUAAAGCUCAAAAGACUGAAAGAACUAGAAGUAGUGAAACAGAUAGUAAAGAAAGUGGACCUCAAAGUCCGUGGGCGCAUUCCAUGCCUGAAGAGAUUUUAGUUAAAAUUUUUGAAAAUGUAGUAAGCAACGGAACUUUACCAGCUGUUAUUAGAUUGGGUAGAGUAUGUAAAUUAUGGCACAGUGUCAGUUGUAGGCCAGAACUUUGGAAGAAUGUAGACCUUGCACAAUACACUGUAGAUAAAUGCAAAACUGACUAUAAACUGGUCUGGCUUCUCGAAAAUCGUCUGUCCCAAUGUCAGAUUUUAAAUAUUGCUCAAUGGAAGGUAUGCAAUGUGUCGUGGGUGCUCGCGUGUGUGGUGGACUACUGCCCGGGGCUGGUGGAACUGAGCGUGGCCGGCUGGAGCCGCAUCACACCGGAACAGCUGUUCGAUGUGGUGCAAGGCCUGCCCAAACUACAGCGGCUUGAUCUUUCUUUGACGUCUGAAACGGGAGGUUCGAGCACGUGUUUGUCGGCUGCGUCUAUGGCCCGCGUCGCGAGCAAUUGCGGCACGCGUCUCACGCACCUCACACUUGCCAACAACAAGUUCUCCGCCCUGCCGCAAAUACUCUCCUCAGUUGCCAGUCACUGUCCGAAUCUCGAAGUGCUGGAUAUUUCUGGUGCCCAGGCAACGUCUCAUCCAGCACCGAUUCCUCUAGAAGCACUGCAGAAAGGCUGUCCUAAAAUAAGGGUAUUCAGCGCUGCCAAUGCCCAGUUAGUUCUGGCCUCUGCAACUAAGACGCAACAGAUGGAGGCAGGUGGUUGGACCCAACUGGAAGAGGUUUCGAUCGCCGGUAGCGUAGCUGAGGAACGCGCGGCCGUCGGUGACUAUAGGCUUGGGGACGAAGCUUUAGCGAGACUCGUUCGAGGGGCCACACGUCUGAGUCUACUCGACCUGCGUGGGCUACAACGCAUUACCGACUCGGGACUAGUACGAGUGCCGGCGUGGGACCUGCAACAUCUCUUUCUAGGAGGUUGUAACGUGUUACGGCAAACGAAUGCUUGCUUGGAGUUAAUUUGUGAGAAGUGGUCGCACAGCCUGAUAGAGUUAGACCUGUCCUGGGCCUCCAAUGCCAAGGUUUUGCACGCGGCAGUCUGCGCUUUGGCCGAAUCUCCAAACAGCAAACUCAGAGUACUCAAUUUAUGUGGAUCAUCCGUCUCGUAUGAAGCUGUCAAGAAAGUACUAUUAAAAUGCCCUCGCAUAGAAUCGCUCAACCUAAGCUCAUGCCGCGCUUUGCCGAGAGGUAUGAAACGCCUCUACUUAGGGAAGGAACUUCAGGACCUCAAAGACGGUUUAGAUCCGGAAAAAGUUAAAGCCAAAGAGAGUAAAACUGAAGAAUCCAAAAAGAAAAAGACAAAUGCACAGGCCUCUAAGACUGAUGACGACAAAGAGUCAAAAAAGAAUGACGCAGCAGAAAGUUCUGGUAGUAGUAAAGUAGAAAUUAAAUCUCCAGAUAAGUCUUCCGACACUGUGUUUCAGGAACCAAAAAGUAUACCCGAUUUAAGUACUAGUGUUCCUGAUAAACGUACGUCUAUCGAAAAACAAAUUAUAUGUUCCCCUAGUAAUAAGAGCGAUGAGCAAUCGAAGAAUACUUCUGAAAAUUUAACUUCCGAAGCUGUGCGAAAACUUUCGAGUCCCCUUGCUCAAUCGAAACCCGAUUCCUCAUCGACUCCCCGGUCAGAUUCCGUCAAAACUGACACGGGAAGUCCUCACUAUAGUCCCGUCCAAAAGCCAGAUAGCCAGAUUCCUAGUAGUCCCGAUGUUCCGCCAGAAUUGGUUAAGGGCAACCAUUCUUGGAAUUUAGGCCAGUUCAAAAGUACUCCUUCUCAUAAAUCUGAAGCAAGUCCACUGAACAGAUUAGAGAGUCACACAAAAAUACGACACGCUAAGGUCAUCGAGCAAUGUAGUCCCACCACUUCUCUUGAGAACAAACCUAGUCCUGAAACCAUAGCAUUGAAACAAGAUAUUAAGAAUCUUAAUAAUUGGAAUUACAGUAGCUACAGCCCAAUGCCUAGGCAGGAAAGUCAAUUUUCUUCUCAAAGAAGUCCCUAUUCGGCGCAACCGAGCCCCGCUCAGCCGAGUCCGUACUCGACGCAGCCCAGUCCAUAUUCCACUCAGCCUAGCCCUUAUUCAUCACAGCCUAGUCCUUAUUCUGCUCAACCGAGUCCGGACACGAGUCAGAUCGUCAAGGCCGAUCUUCAAAAGUCGGGAGCGUGGAAUAAUGACAACUAUAGUCCCAUGCCUAAGCACCAUGCUCCGUUUUCACCACAUCCUUCGACUCACACAAGUCCCGAUCCCGGCUUAGGAGUCAAAAACGACAAUCUACGUAAUAACCCGAACAGGACUCCCGGUCAAUACAGCCCAAUGUCUCGGCAGCAGCACCACAGCCCUUAUUCACCCAGACCGAGUGUUGAAAACACUUACAGUAAUAAAAAGAGCCCAGGAGUCGUUAAAUACAGUCAUCUGCCUAGUCCAGAUGGUGGACAUGCCUCGCGAACGCACUUGAAUGCGAGAGCACAGGACGUGUAUGGGCGUUCAGUGUCCAAGGUUCUCGAUAUAACUCCGAAUGUCCCUCCACCGGAAAUUCCGAACACAUGGGGUUUCAAUCAUAUGAACACUCCCACGACUGGCAUAGAAUCGUUAGUUUGGGGGACACCGUCCUUCGGUACGGAGCCCGCGAUACAAUCUCCGCUGCAUUCGCGCGUAGACAACAUGCCAACGAUGUUAAACACUCCUCCACCGCAACCGUGGGGCGAGCUGUCUCCAUUCGACAGCGGUGUCCGGAGAGCUCCCGACGCGAAUGACCCGUGGACUCUAGGCCAGUUCCGAGUGGAGCCGCCUAGUCAGGUACACAACACGUUCGUGGAGCAGAACGUGAGCUUUGAGCCGCUAGGUACGCACCUGUCGCACGGAACGCAUGCGUUGCACGCAUACCUGGACGAUGCCUACUCCGAGACGUCUCGCGCAGACUGACGCGACGGCGCGCAAUACUCGAACCAAUGUUUAUUAUCCAUUAGGAUCCUCGGAGGAGCAUCUGAGCGGAGACGGAUUUGGAGUGAUAUAAUUAUAGAUAUGAACAAUUAUUGUUAGUGAUUGUAAAUAAGAUUAUCUAGCUAGAUGUAAGUUUAAUGAAGCUAGGAAUGCAUUCAAAUUAUUUUGCAGCCGUUAGUUUAUGAGAGAUGCAGAUUAAUUAUAUUAGGAGUUAGUUAAUCGAGAUAUAGAUAAUAUAAAUUGUUUUAUACUCGAUUGUUAGGACGUUCUCAUCAAUCUGUGCUUUGUUGAACGUAUAUUAUACGUUACAUUUUCGGUAACUUGUGAAUGAAAAUAAAAUAUGUCUAUGAUAUAACUAUUUCCGAGCAACAUUUCUUAAGUUUACAUAAAAAUUAGAUUUUCUCAUUUAAAUUUUAUCUAGUUUAUAUCGAGAUAUGAUCUUAUAGAAAAAACAGCAAACUAAUAAUGCUAUUACAAUUUAGGCCUACUUAGGCCUGUGUUAUAUGUUCGUUGUGUAAAUCGGUCUUAUGAAAAGCAAUAACAAUAGUAGUAAUUAAAUAAACAGUGAAUAUUGCUACGCCGUAGCUUAUAUUUGAUUAUAAAAAAAAAACAUUAUUUAAUAGAAAAUUGAGGCGAUGAUUUGUAGUCUCAAAUAGCUCAAUGAAGUUUAUCUCAAUUUUAAAAUAUCAACAUUCCUUUUUAAUAGGUAUUUAUACAUAGUUUCAGAAAAA